GCGUGAUAACCGCGCGUCUCAGGGCUGUCCUCGCGAGUGCCACCUGGUAUCAGUUGGUGGCAGUUAAAAUAAGCGGCUGCUGCUCGGUGGUUUUUGUACGACGGCGCGCGAAUGGAUGUCGAGUUCUGGAAUCAGUAAAGUGAAUGUACUUCAUAUUAGUGUUCGUGAAUACGAAAUAAUUAUGAGGUGUGCGUUAGUCGUGUUGGAUUUUUAUUAUUUUACGAGUGUGCACUGAAUGGGGGCCGGACGAGUGUCAAACGAUUCACGUGCGUCUGACUUUGCUCGCGAUGCAGCCCAUGUUAAAAGUUAUUCAGUGCCUGCAAAUUAUAUACUUGUACGGUAUCACGAAGUCAGGAUGGCAGGCAAUAAAGCCCAAAUUAACGCUGUACAGACCAAGCCUGUUGAGGUCUCUCAGCAGCUACAGGAUGGAGAGAAGUUUAUUAAAUGGGAUGAGGAUUCUGGAGUUGCAACGCCAGUAACAUUGAAAGUAGAUAAAUUUGGUUUUUAUCUGCAUUGGGUAGAUCAAAAUAAUGAGAUGGACAUCUUGGACAUAGCUACAAUACGAGAUACGCGCACAGGAAAAUAUGCCAAAAUACCAAAGGAUCCAAAACUAAAAUCUCUUGUAACUAUGGGAUCUCAAGACUCUUUAGAAGACAAAACUGUAACAAUUUGCUAUGGAUCUGACUUUGUUAAUAUGACAUUUAUUAAUUUUUGCACAACGCGUGCUGAAAUUGCACAACAUUGGACCGAUCAACUUCUGCAGUUAGCAUACAAUUUAACACAGCUCAAUACAAGUACAACUAUGUUCUUGCAGAAGGCACACACAAGAUUAAUACUCACAAUUGAUAAAUCAGGCAAAAUACCAGUAAAGAAUAUAAUCAGAAUGUUUACGCAAAAUAAGGAAGAUCGUAAACGCGUAGAAAAAGCACUUGAUAUAUCAGGUCUGCCAUCUGGAAAAAAUGAUGCUGUACCUCUUCAAAAAUUCCAAUUUGAAGAUUUUUUUAAUUUUUAUAAAUCUCUUACACAGAGAUCAGAUGUAGAAAAAGUAUUUGAAGGAAUUGUGGGCAAUACAAAACGUAGAUUAAUGUCGGUUAAACAGUUUGUAGAGUUUUUAAAUAAAACGCAAAGGGAUCCGCGAUUAAAUGAAAUACUUUAUCCAUAUGCAAAUGAAGCAAGAGCAAAAGACAUAAUAAUACAAUAUGAACCAAAUAAAUAUAAUGCCAAUCGAGGACAGUUAAGUUUUGAUGGAUUUCUAAGAUAUUUAAUGAGUGAGGAUAAUCCAAUUGUUGCUGUGACCAAAUUUGAACUUUCUGAUGAUAUGGAUCAACCACUUGCUCAUUAUUUUAUAAAUUCUAGUCAUAAUACUUAUUUAACAGGUCAUCAGCUUACAGGAAAAAGUUCAGUAGAAAUUUAUCGUCAAUGUUUACUUGCUGGCUGUCGCUGCGUUGAACUAGACUUUUGGAAUGGAAAGUUUGAUGAACCAGUUAUUGUUCAUGGGUAUACAUUUGUACCUGAAAUUCACGCACGAGAUGUCAUAGAGGCAAUUGCUGAGAGUGCCUUUAAAACAUCGGAAUUUCCCGUAAUACUUAGUUUUGAAAAUCACUGUAAUCCACGGCAGCAAGCUAAAAUAGCGCAAUAUUGUAGAGAAUUAUUUGGUGAAAUGUUAUUAGAUGCACCUCUCGAUUCUCAUAAACUGGAACCCGGACAAGAAUUACCUCCUCCAGCUUUACUUAAACGUAAAAUUAUAAUAAAAAAUAAGAAGAAACAUCAUCAUCACCACCAUAAGAAGCAUCAUAAAAAGCCAUAUGCAUUACCAUUGGAUGGUGAAGAAACUCCUCAAGAAACCGAUGAGAAUGGCAUAGUAAAUUUAGCGGCUGAAGGGGAAAAUGGUCCACCGCCGGAUAUAAUACCCGAAAAUGAAGUAGUCGAUGGGGUUGUUAAUAAUGGCGAACAACAAAUUAGAAAUGGAGAUGUAUCUCAUGCACCGAUGCUUCAGCAGAGACAGAAUAGUAGAGAUAGUACGCAAGAAGACGAUGAUGAUGAAGACGAAUCAAGUACAGAGGAAGAUGAAUCUAAUGUAGAAGACAUUAAAUUCAGGAUGAGUGAUAAAGUUGCUGCACCCGAUAAAGUAGCAACUGCAGCGAAAGAAACAGAAGCAGGCGCGGAAAUUUCAGCAUUAGUCAAUUACGUGCAACCUGUUCAUUUUAAUAGUUUUGAAUCGGCUGAAAAAAAAAAUCGAAUGUAUGAAAUGUCAUCGUUUGAUGAAAAACAGGCCACGACACUUUUAAAGGAAAGACCAUUGGAAUUUGUUAAUUAUAAUAAACAUCAAUUGUCGAGAGUUUAUCCAGCCGGAACACGAUUUGAUUCGAGUAACUUUAUGCCUCAGGUAUUUUGGAACGCAGGUUGCCAAUUAGUUGCCCUAAAUUAUCAAACACUUGAUCUGGCGAUGCAACUGAAUUUGGGAAUUUUUGAAUAUAAUCAACGUUCUGGUUAUAUAUUAAAGCCAGAAUUUAUGAGACGGAAGGAUCGUCGAUUGGAUCCUUUUGCGGAAUCAACGGUCGAUGGUAUCAUAGCAGGGACAGUACAUAUUCAUGUGAUAUCAGCUCAAUUUCUGACUGAUAAAAGAGUAGGCACGUAUGUUGAGGUGGAUAUGUUCGGUCUUCCAGCGGACACAGUGAGAAAAAAAUUUCGUACGAAAAUUGUUCCUAAUAAUGGAAUCAAUCCUGUUUACGACGAGGAACCAUUUGUAUUUAAAAAGGUAGUAUUACCAGAAUUAGCUUCCAUCAGAAUAGCUGCAUAUGAAGAAUCUGGUCGAUUGAUUGGUCAUAGAGUAUUACCUGUAGUGGGAUUGUGUCCAGGAUAUCGACACGUUGCGCUUAGAACAGAAUGUGGUCAACCGUUACCAUUAGCGAGUCUAUUUUUACAUGUGAUUGUCAAAGAUUACGUACCAGACGGCCUUAGUGAAUUAGCUGAAGCUUUGGCUAAUCCGAUAAAAUAUCAAAGCGAAGUGGAAAAGAGAGAGAAGCAAUUAAUGGUUCUUACUGAUUGUUUAGACGAACCUUCUGAAGAAAUUGAGGAAAAAGAUAAAGUUGGCGAAGCACCAACUGUUUCUAAAUCUACCGAAGAGACUGUUAAGACAAAACGAGUGCAAUCAGUAGGUGAAUUACCAGGUCUUCAACCAGCAACAAGCAGUACACAUGGUAGACCAUCGAUUAUUGGUAUAAAUACUUCUGAAACACCAGAAGUUGAAGAUAAUGCACCAUCUCCUGUAGUCCAGUUCGUUGAUGCAUCUGCAAAUAAAAGUCCGGUCAAUGCUAGUAGUACGAGCGAAGAGAUAGUUGCUGAAUCUUUGGAAAAACUUAUGGAAAAUAAACUCGUAAAGGAGAAGAAGUCAGAGCUUGAGAAAAAGUUGGAAUCUUUAAGAAAAAAACAUGAGAAGGAAAAAAUACGAAUACAAUCCCAAAAGGGUUCUCUCGAUGGAGAAAAGCAUAAGUCCAAGUUUUGCAUGAGUCAUAAAUUGGUGAAACGAUUAUCAAGUAGAAACAUCUUCUCAAGUGACGUUGGUUUAAGUACUAUAACUCUGGCAGAAACUUCCGAAUGUUCUGACAUGGAAAAUCGUGAAGGCGUUGAAGGUCUAUCAAGAGGCUUACCUAGAAGUCAAAGUGAACGAUUAUUGGCUGUAUGUAAAGCACACAUACAACAGGAACGUGAAUUACAAGAGAAAUAUCAUGAAAGCGUAUUUGCCACAAUAGAGAAGGUGAUGCGUACGUCGCAAUCGAAUCAAUUGAAAACAUUAAGAGUUCUACAGGAAAGGGAAACAGCUGAUGUUAUGCGUAAACUUCAAGCCAGUAGACACGGCGAGGUCAAGCAGUUAGCUAAGGUACAUAAGGACAAGGCCGAAUUAGAUCGGAUGAAGAGAGAAGUCGCUAAGUCGACAGUGGAAAAAGGUGUUAACGAAUGUACUAGAUUGAAAAAAAUUUAUGAGAAAAAGAAGGCAGAGUUGGAAAGGCAACACGAAGAGGUCCGACAGAGGUUGGAGGAGGAAAAAGCUAAUGUAAAAGCCACUCUGCAGGCAGAGUAUAAUAGUCGUUGUAGUAAAUAUGAAAGUGGAGAGUUACCAUUAUCACCCUCAGGUGGUACAAGUAUGCCUGAAUCACUCAGUGAGAAUACGUAUUAAUUAAUGAAACGAGAUGAUAUUCUAUACAUUACAUUGUCUCAGUGAAAAUUUGGACAAUAUACCAAAUGAAAAUACUGACGAUGUUGAUACAUUGAAUAGCUCUUGAUGAAACUCUAUCCGACGAUGGCAGGAUAGAAUAGUGGAUUUGUUAAACGGCAGAUAUACUUUCUGAAAAGUAAAGAAAAAAAAGAAAAGAAAAGAAAAGAAAAAAACAAAAAAGGGAGAAAGAGAGAGAAAGAGAAAGAGAAUAUGAUCUUAGGCAGCUCGUCAAUUGUAAAAAUUUCGAUGAGCAAGGUCUCAAUACUACAUACAUCGUGUGUACAUAAAAUGAGAUUUUAAUGUCUAACGUCUCGAUUUUAAAAUUCGAACGACGUAUAAGAUAAUUUUAUAUCUUCUUAGAUAAAUUUAUCUCUUACGUUAGUACCAUAAAUAUAUAUAUAUAUAUAUACGCACACAUACACACACACAUAUAUAUAUAUAUAUAUAUAUGUAUAUAUAGAGUAUCCAAAUGAAUUGUCCAACGGGAUUGAAAUCUAAUGAUUUAAAAAAAAAGAAAAGGAAAAAACGCUGAGAUAGGUUAAUUUUGUUUUUAUCGAGAACUGAUUAACUCAAAAUUAGAAAAGAGAGAAAAAAAAAGAAAAUAUAGCACCAUCGUAAAGAGAAUUAAAAUAUCUUUCAAAUGACACCAUUUGACCUCCGUUAUCACUUAAGAAUUUUAAGGAGGUUAGCUCGAAAUGAAUGAAUAUACGAUAAGAAUCUGCUCCUAUCAAUAAUAAAAUUGACCUGUCCUGAUAUUUUUCGAAAAAAUCGCUUAGAUUAUAUAAUAAUCCUGAUGGCCACUUUCCAUUGAAAUACUUUGGAUAUAUAUAUGAGUGUAUAUAUAUAUAUAUGUAUGUAUGUAUAUAUGUACGUAUGUAUGUAUGUAUAUACACACGUAUAUAUACGUACUAUUAAUCGAAUGAAUAAACGCAAUUGAAACUGAAUUUGAGUUUGGAUCGAUCGAGGUUUACCUAGCAUACGAGCAUGCUGCCUUUCGAUCUUUUCAUUAUCGAAAAACAUUUCAUCGAUUCUUUAAACAGAAAAGAAAUAAAUUAUGUGAGAAGUUUUCAAACAACCGAGUUAAAUCUGCCGUUGUUUAUACAGUAUUAAAGAGCUACUACUCAUUGAAAACUAAUGGAACAUUGAUUUCCGUUCUCAUUGUUAUUAAGUAUGAGGAAAGCGUGGAAAAAGAAAACAUAUAUAUAUGUAUAUAUAUAUAUAUAUAUAUAUAUAUGUAUGUAUGUAUUUAAAGAAAUAGAAAGAAGGAGAGAAAGAGAGAGAAAGAGGAGAGAAGAAGAGAGUAUAUAUAAUUCUAAAUAAGAGAGUAAAUCUUCCUAAGUGCUAACACUUAUUCUUGUUGUUAUAUGCAUAAGGCGUUAUUUAAUUAAACCAGACUACUUCUGAAUCGCGUUCCAAAAUGUUGUCUAUUACAAUGAUCUAUAAUCAAAAUGAUUUGAUCAUAUUCGUCAGACAUCGGCAGAUCACAGUCAAGAACGAAUUCUCUUAGGCCUGAGAGAGAAUCGUUGAGACAUAGCGAAGAUCUGAAAGAGCGCUUACGUGAUCUGAUAUGUAUGUGUAUAUAUAUAUAUAUAUAUAUAUAUAUAUAUAUAUGUACACAUGUGUAUAUAUAUAUGUAUAUUUUGACUGAAAGUACUCCAUAUUAAAGACAUUUUUAAAAAUGAAAUCUGGUAUAUAUCCUGGAAUAUAUCGGAAAAAAUUAUUAUUUUCCAUUUGGAUCUUACGCUCUCGAUAAUAAAUUUUUUUUAGAAUGUAAUACGUAUGUUUUCACAUACAAGAGUAAAUUUAUAUAAUAUAUAUAUAUAUAUAUAUAUAAAUAUGUAUAAAUAUAUAUAUAUAUAUAUCUGACAAAUUAAUCAUGUAUUUUUUACAUUCGUUUGUCAGUUUUUAUUUGAUAGCAAAUCGCGAAGAACAUCGCUGUGAUCUCUUACGAAAGGGUUCUUAGAUAAUUCGUACAUUUUCGUGAAAGUUUUGUUUGGACGCGAAAGAGUUUAAAAAGAAAAAAGGAAAGAACAUUAAAGUAAAAAAAGGAGAAGAAGAAGAAGAAGCAAAAGAAGAAAACAGAAAGAAGAGAAGAAAAAAAAAGAAUAAGAAAACGAAGAAUAAUACGAGAAAAAAUAGAUAAUCUCAGAUUUUCUGUGUAUCACGUGCAUAUAUACAAAUACUUCUUGUUUUACAAAUUUGAUUAUUAAGAUUAUCAAUGGUAAAAAUUGGAAUUUUUAGGAACAGAAGAUAUAUAUAUAUAUAUCUUCUGUUCCUAAAAAAAUAUAUAUAUAUAUAUAUAUAUAUAUAUAUAUAUAUAUAUAUAUAUAUUCCAUGGAUGAGAAGUGUAAAUUCUCAUUAUAGAAAAGUAUGAUUAGAAAGAAGGGGAAGUUUAUUUGUAAAGACAAGAAUGAUCUGUAUAAAUUUCAUGCUGUGUAGUCAUCGAUUGUAUUGACUACAACAAGCGGAACCUCUUUCGAGGAAGACAAUCAAAAAUGUUACUUCAUGUAACAUUGUCCUUAUUGUUUCUAUCGUAUAUGUUUAACUAUGUAAGUUACGCAUAUAUAUAUAUAUAUAUAUAUAUAUAUAUAUAUAUAUAUAUAAUGUAAUAAUAUAAGCUAUAUCGUAAUCGUACAAGAGAAAUCUUAUUAUAAUUGUAAAUGGACUUAGGGUAUAUUAUCUUGUCCGAGUGAUCUAUUUAAGAGAAUUUAUCUUAUGUGCGCGUAUGUGUGUGUGCAUGUGCGUGCGUACGUACGUGUUUACGUGCGUGCGUAUGUAUAAUCUUGUUGUGUGUCUAACUUUCAAUCGAUCGCGAGUUGUCGAGAGCUGCUACUAUUACUAUAUACUAGUGGAUGGAUUUAUAGAAAAGAAAAAAAGACUACGAUAUUUAUGCAAUGUAGACGUUUGUUGAAUUAUUUUAGCGAGGCGCCGUGUUGCUACUGUGUCCUUUAAGUUUCCGAAGGGUUGCAUAUAUAUAUAUAUAUAUAUAUAUAUAUAUAUAUAUAUAUAUAUAUGUGUGUGUAAAUUGUUCCCUUCGAUCUGGAGACUGAGCCCAAAUGAAGGGCUGUUGAUAAACUAUGAUCUAUCGUUGAUACUUUGCCGCUGCCGCUUUAUUUAUUUCAACGGGAUAUUUUUUUACACUUCGACGUUAAGCUUUUUCAAACAUGUCGCUCGCGCGAAAGAGAGAAAGAAAAAGAGAAAGAAAGAAAGAAAGAAAAGGAGAAAGAAAGAAAGAAAGAAAAGGAGAAAGAAAGAAAGAAAGAAAAAAGAAAUAUACCACCCGACAUCUGAUGGGUCAAUCCUAACGUCAAUGUUUUUCUAAUCUAGUACAUGAUAUAAUCGAUAUAUAUAUAUAUAUAUAUAUAUAUAUAUAUAUAUAUAUAUAUAGAGAGAGAGAGAGAGAGAGAGAGAAAGAAAAAAAGAAAAAAGAAAGAUAUAUACAUAUAUACUUCGAAUACGUGAUCUCAUGGCAUUUAAUGUCUGCAAAUUCCAAUAUUCUCGUUCGCGUGAUGUUACGGGAUUAUUUCAAGAACGAUUUGUUGUCAUAAAUGUCGAUAGAUAUUUUCAAAUAGAGAUGAUUUAAUGAUAUCGUUGUUUUUCAGGAAUCAAUAAAUUAUAUUCUUCAGAGCGAUACACGAAUAUAUAUAUAUGUCUGGAAAAAAGUAAUAUAUCGAAUUUAUAUUUAUUCUUCUUAUGUUGAAAUCUACAAUAUUUUCACAUGAAAUAUAUAUAUAUAUAUAAUAUAAAUAUUUACAAAAUUCCGUUUGAUUUUCAAUUAUUUCAAGAGAUUAAAUUAAAAAUUUUGCAAAUUAAAUAACAAGAAUUGCAUCGUGCCCGUGCAAUAACAAUAUUCAUAUAUGAGAUGGUUAAUUGAUGAAAUGUGAACUUUUUCCUUUUUCGUAUUAUAUCCUUAAGUAUAAUUAAUAAAUUUCAAGGUUUUGCGUUACAAGAGUUUUACGUAAAAGAGAAUUAAUCUUUUUUUUUUUUUUUUUUUUUUUAUUAACAACUGCGCUCGCUCAAAUUUAAUUGAAGAGGAACAGAUUUUUAAUUUAAGAAUGACGAUGAUUACAGGUGGAUAAGCAUUUAAAAAGAGAAAAAAGAUGGUAACACACUUGGUUUCGUCUCUACUUAGUAAAUAUUAAUAUUAACAAAUUAAGCAGUAAACAAGAGUACGAUCUGUUAAAAGAUGAGAAUGUUGCAGAUUCAUAUAAAUGUGUGCCGUAUUUAAUAUUAUCCCACGAAAACAUGUACGUAUACGUAUACAUCGAUGUUAUAUACAUUAGAAAGAAUUAUGUGUGACUUUAUAGUCUGUUACGCUCUAUUGGAGAAUCUCUAGAGACAGAGAAAGAGAAACAGAGAGAGAGAGAGAGAGAGAGAGAGAGAGAGAGAGAGAGAGAGAGAGAGAGAGAGAGAGAGAGAGAGAGAGAGAGAGAGAGAGAGAGAGAGAGAGAGAGCGAGAGAGAAAGAGAGAGAGAGAAAAGAUGAGAUAUUAUACUAUAUUUAGAUCAUUUAUAAUUAUUGGGUAUAAUCAAUUGUGAAAGAUUUUAUAUUUUGAAUAUGUUCUAGCAUAGACAUAUCCUAUUUUUCAGUGUGAUUGAUUCUUUGCCAUUAAUUUCCUUUAAUCUUAACUUUUCCUUUUUUUAAAACUUUCUCAAGGUUACUCCUAUUGUUUUAAACUCCUAUUGCAUAUCUUUUUAUACGAAUUUUCUUUGUUAUUGUAUUAACUGUCCAUAUUAAUUAAUUAUCGUAUCUUUGUAUACGUCUAUCAUACAAGAUACUUUAUAUACAGAACAGCAGUUGUAUAUUACAGAUUUUCUUUUUAUAUUAUGUAAUAUGUGUAUACACAUAUAUAAAAAUUGUGUAUUUGUUAUAUUACGUAUAGAGAUAUAUACAUAUUAUAUAAAUAUACACAUAUAUAUACCACUGUAUAUAUAGUUAAAAUAAUAUAUAUAUAUAUAUAUAUAUAUAUAUGUAUGUAUAUAUAUAUAUUGUCGAUGUUGAAUAUAUUAUGUGUUGUUGCUGUUGAUGUUGUUAAUAGUAGAAUAGAAAAUUACGAGUUAGACCUGGUGUGUAACAGCUAUUUUUUAGAAAAAUAUCUUACUAGUUUGAUUUUAUCGAAUGCAAUACACUAUUUCACUGAUAUAUAUAUAUAUAUAUAUAUAUAUAUAUAUAUAUAUAUAUAUAUAAAUAUAUAUAUAUACAUACAUAUAUAUAUAUUUCCUUAGUGCCAAUCAAGUUACAACACAUCAUGAUUUAUCAAUAAUUUUCAUGUCGAUCAAUCAAGUUGAAUCGUUAAAUUUAACGCUGCGAUCUUGCCAAACUUAUUAAAUCAUUUAUCUUGGUUUUAAGUUGUUGUUAAUAUACGUAAAUACGUAAUAUGAAAGUACGAUUUCUCCGAAUGCAAAGAUUUUAUUGUACAAAGAGAAAUUAUAUAUAUAUAUAUAUAUAUAUCAUAUAUAUGCAUAACAUAUAUAUAUAUAUAUACACACAUAUUGUAUAAAUUAUUGUACAGUAUCAUUGUACGGCCUACGGAAGAUCGUAUAAAAAUCAUUUGGUUUUAUUUAUUUUUUUAAACAAUCCAUUGGUUAAUUUUUUUCGAAUAAGAAAAUGAUGUGCAUUUAAAAAAAGAAAGUCAAUCGUAGACGUGCAAUGGAUAUAUAUAUAUAUAUAUUUUUUUUUUUUUUAUUUCUUUGGAUCUUCCAUUACGCGUUAAGAAAUAGAUAUUAUAUUUCAUGCUUCUUUAUGAUCGAUCUUUGAUCUCCGUCGAAUAUAUUGUAUAUUUACUACCAUAUGUAACAACGAUUUUCCGUACCUGAAUAUGUAUCAAAUAUGUUUUCAAAGUUGAUCUUAAUUUUUUUUGGAGAUGUGCUUCACAUCGAUUCACGGUACGAUGUAAUAAUAUGUAUUGUAUUAGUUGUAUAAGUUGGAUACAGUGAAAGAUUAUUAUUAUUAUUAUAUAUUCUUUUUUUUUUCAUUUUCGUUUUCAUUUCUUGUAGUUUUAGUAUUUUUUUUUUCUUUUGUUUCCUUUUCUUUUUCGAAAGUGAAAAUAUUUUUUCUCUCGAGAUUUGUAUAUUCUUCUUCCGUUUAUCCAAAGUAUUCUAAUUAGAUGGAUCAGGGAUUUUUUAGAGAUUAGUUCGAUCGAUCUCGUGUCGAUUAUUAGUUAAAUGCGAAUAUAUAUAUAUAUAUACACACACAUACAUACAUACAUACAUAUAUAUAUAUAUAUAUAUAUAUAUAUAUAUAGGAGGAAUCGUAUAACGUUGUGUCUGAACUUUAUUUUUAUUCAAACAUAAACAAUUAUUAGAAUUUUAAAUAUAAGAAUAUAAUGUAAUCUGUUUUUUUUUUUCGUAUGUCUAUCUCUUUUUGUAAAUUGAUAAUGAGGGACGAAGAAAAUUUUUAUUAUAUUCAUCAACGAAAUAAUAUCUCUUAAUCGAUUGAUUUUUAAUAUUGAUCACGUUAUACGAUUUAUCUUUUAGAAAUUAAAUAUUUGCGUAUAAUCAAAAUAAGAAUGGAUCAUAAUUGAACGAAGCAAAUAUGUGGUUUUUAGGUAAUGAUCAAUGUUGUUGUCGUAUGCACAAGAAAAAUAUAUGUAUGGGGAUAUUUCCAUUUCAAAAUAGAAAUUCAAAGAAAAAAACUUUAUUUUUAUUUAUCGAUUUAUUUAUCAAGAUCAAUUUUAACUCUUACAUUAUAUCUUUAUUUUUUUCUACAAAUGAAAAUAUAUUAUAUCAUUUGUUUUAUAUAUAUAUACACACACACAUAUUCUUCGAAUUUUUAUUUGCAUCUAAAUAGCAAAUAGAUAGUUCAAAAAUGUUGUCUUCCUCAAAAAUAGUAUAUCGUGAUCGACGCGUUAAUAUUUAAAAAUUGUUGUAACUUUUGUUCCACUUUUGUUAUGUCGUGUUCCUUCCAUUCAUUUUUAAUUAUUACUAUUACUAUUACUAUUACUAUUACUAUUACUAUUACUAUUACUAUUACUAUUACUAUUAUUAUUAUUAUUAUUAUUAUUAUUAUUAUUAUUAUUAUUAUUAUUAUUUAUUCCCUCGUGUUUCUACCGAUGGUUUCAUGUGAUACACGAUUAACAGAUAUAUCUAAUAUGAAUUUUAUAAUAUAGGAGUCCAAUACUCGUUUCACAUAUUUCUUUUUCUAUGCAUUUCAUUUUAGUUUUUUCUUUUUUUCUUUUCUUUUCUUUUUCUCUUCGAAUUUUGUAUAUGUGAUUAUGUCGUAAAUAAUGAUUUUUGUUGUGUUCAUGCAUUGUUCUUCUUUUUUUAUUUUUUUGUUUAUUAUUCUCCGAUCAUAUCCUUCUCCUUCCUUAAAUCAAAUCUGUAUUAUCCAUGUGAUUUUUUACAGACAAAUUUCCCUCGCACAAUUGAUGAUCUUUCAGUUCUUUUUUUUUUCUCACAUUCCAAUCGUUAACUUUUACGUGCUCGAAAAAACAUUAUAAUACUGAUCUCUAUAUUGUUUUUUCUUUCCCUUUUCUCCCUUCUCUUUCUUUUCUUUUUUUUUUUGCUUUUCUUCUUACCGAUAAUAAAAUAUGCAAUGUUAUACACAUUUUUAAACUAUACAAAAAAAAAAAAAAUUCCUUUAUAUCGCGUACAAUCAAUAUUAUUUAUAAUUUUAUUUCGGGACAGUUGGUCAAUGUUGAAAAAAAAUUGAGUCAAGUGUGACCCGACGAAUAAAAUACAUCGACGAACUAUUUCGUAUAUACUAAUAAUCAUUGAAUCGUUUUCUUUUGCGUUACAAUUACGAAAUAGAAACAACAAAAUUUUAAAUCGUCAAUCGAAUUGAAACAUUUGUCCAUUACUGUCGUAUAAAAUAUAUAUGUAUAUACACAGUAGGUGUCCAAGCGAAAGUCAAUGAUAUUUAAAGAGAUAGACAAAAUGAAUUAAAAUGAAAAUCAAUUCGGCUCUAGGAUUAUUAAGACAACAAAGAGAUUAUUAGUUUUCAUCUAAAAAUAAUUUCUCCUCUCAUUCACUUGUGCCUUGCCCUUGAUCAUCCUUCAUCAUUCGAUACCCCCAAACAUUUGUUCUUUCUUUUCCCAUAAAAAAAAAAGAAAACGAAAAAAAAACAAACAAACAAAAAAACUAAUAUUUAAAUAAUUAAGAAAUUAAACGUUUUCAAUGUUCGAUGUUCUUUCUACGAUUAAGGAUAUACGAGUUAAGUAACGCACUCGAUAUACAUAUAUAUAUAUAUAUAUAUAUUAUAUAUACUUAUAUAUAUGUAUAUAUCGCUUCGUUAACUGUAACGUCGUAGAGUGUAAUUAAUAAAUGUACGUACCUAUUAUACCUAUCGCAUAUAUGUAAUUAAGAAUUAAGGCAUAUAGGAUAAGGUGAAUCGUCAGUUUAGGAUCACUUUACGAGCAAUACUCGUUUAAUCCUGAAAAGCUCUCCUAUAUUUCGAACGAACGAUUCUAAAACAAUCGAAACUCUUUUAUUCUAAUCUCAAAUGCGCUAUUGUAAAUUAAUUGGAUAUAAAAAAAAAGUGAAUUUGAAGUGAUAAAGAUAUAGACAAUUUCGAAAUGACCGAUAAGAUUUUACAAUUAUCGUGUCAAUAAUCGAGUCAAUGUAUCCACGUCUGCAACAUUAUUAAUGAAUUAUUACUCACACAUUUACUUACUUACUUACUUACUUACUUACUUACUUAUAUUAAUUAAGUAUCGUAGAUCGAAAUAAUAUAUGAAAGAUUUGUGUUGUGCAAAAUCGAUGUUUCCUAUUUCGCAGCUGACACGCAAAUUAACAGAAUACAACAUCUUGAUAAGAAAUGAAUAUAUAUCAAUAGUCAUCAUUGAUAAUGUAUGUAUAUCUAAUUUACAAUUUAUCUCUAUCAUUGUGUUACAGAAAAAGAUAAAUCUGUGUAUAUUGAUAAAAUACUUUCGCAUGCGCGAUCUCGUUCGUAAUGCUUCCAACGCGUUAAGUAUUCCUUUUAAGUCUUCCUCCUUAAUCUCGUUUUAUGAAAAUUAUCUGAUUGUUGCGACUUGCAAUUAACGUAUAAUAUACAAUAUACAUAUAUUGUAUAUACGUGCGUGUGUAUACGUCGGGAAAAAAAGGAAAGAUAAAAAGAGACUCUGAGAUGAUGCGCUGUAAAUUAAAACGAUUGUUAUAUUCUGAUUGAAACAUGCUUUAAGGAAGAAGAAUUAAACGAACGAACAUUCGUUUACAAAAUUGUAAUAAAAAGAUAUUUUCCUUUCCCUGUGCAUGUUAAAAUUUGGAUAAUAGAUUGCGUAUCGAUAUAUAAUAUAUACGCACACAAUACACACGCACUUAUAUAUAUAUAUAUAUAUAUAUAUAUAUAUAUAUAUAUAUAUAUAUAUAUAUUAUACAUAUAUAUAUAUGUAUAAAAUUGCUGUUAAUAAACCAUAAGAUAAGCCGUCAAACUGGAUGUAUUUUCUAGACAAAAAAAGAAGAAAGGAAUUUAGAGAAAAAGUUGUUACCUGCUUUGGUGGAUAAGAAACCACACACGAUACCACAUGAUGAUUCAAGAGUUAUAACGAUAUUCUAUAAAUGGCUGUAUUGUAUUGUAAAAUUAAAGGCACAGUAUACAAUAAACUUUAUUGUCGUAGGA
Messenger RNA from Vespa crabro (European hornet), 13771 nucleotides. RefSeq names its product 1-phosphatidylinositol 4,5-bisphosphate phosphodiesterase classes I and II (gene Plc21C). Gene Ontology annotation, biological process: phosphatidylinositol-mediated signaling; lipid catabolic process. Lineage: Eukaryota; Metazoa; Arthropoda; Insecta; Hymenoptera; Vespidae. Gene Ontology annotation, molecular function: phosphatidylinositol-4,5-bisphosphate phospholipase C activity; calcium ion binding. The record is from RefSeq and is a predicted model, not a curated record. The transcript is spliced from 19 exons. Bases 236 to 4177 code for a protein of 1313 amino acids.